Molecule: messenger RNA, 123 nt
Organism: Blumeria graminis f. sp. triticale
Lineage: Eukaryota; Fungi; Ascomycota; Leotiomycetes; Helotiales; Erysiphaceae
Source: the annotation of a GenBank genome assembly
AUGGUCGGGAGAAGGUUGAAAGCCCUUAGCACAAAGGUCUCGAGUGGAAUUUGCGAAUGUACACACUACAUGAGUAGUCCAAAUGUCCAAAUGAGUCAUCGUUGUAUAUAUUUGUUAGAGUAG